ACAUUGGGUUCAGACCAAAAUUUUAGUUAAAAUGGUGCAGCUUAUAAUCAUGAAAUUACUGUACUUAUUUUUGGUGUACUAAAAAGAGGAGAGGAUUGCAAAAGAAGCUUUCCAGAAGGAAAUUUGUAUCCUGUACAUCAACUUGUUCCUGUUUAGACACUGCUCACAAAACACUGCCUUGCAGAUAUUGGGAUAACUGGUACUUAACUAAGAAAAGACUCAUAGAUUGAUUUUCUAGGAACAAUAAAAACUUCACACAUUAUUAUCUCCUCCCUUCACCUUUCCCUAGGGAGGACCUGUAUUUGCAGAGGCUGCACAGUAGACAGGUCUGUUCUCUUUGCCAGCCAGAGCCAAAAGCCUCUUUGUGUAUAAGUCUAAAGACCAGACUAUAUAUGGAUUCCUGUUAAAAGGGUUUUUGAGAUUUUGCAGGACUUCUGUUUUCCUGAAGUGUGCUUCUGUGAAUGGAGUUCUUGAUAGGUGAACCUGUGGAAGUGCAAGUGACUGAUCUGUACAGCAAAGGGUUAAGGGAACAUACAUCUGCAAAAUUGAAAGACCAUUAAUUUCACAUUUGCUUAUGGAGAAAAACAGUUUGAGCAGAUACAGCAUGUGGAAGGAAGAAGAAAAAAGCCACCACAGGCAGAAUUGUGAAGUUGAACUAUGUAUUGAAGCUCAGAGAUUGAAAGCUCCAGAGGGUAAUUCAUACUCCUGCCUUACAACUCAGUUAGAAUUAUGCUUGCAGUGCAGUGAGCACCAGAAGCUUACAUGUGAAUUCUGCCAGAAAUAUGUUGGGCAGCCGUAUGAAUAGGCAAAGAAUGUCUUUGACAGGUAAUAUUUACUUUCUCCCAUCCCAUCUCCAGACAACUGCAAGAGAAAAAUACUUUGAUUCACUGCAGGCCAGUAGGCCAAGAGAGACUUUUACAUUUCUCUGACAGUGGAUUUCAGUGGCUUUGGUGGACACGGUUUCAUGGGCACUUCAGCACUAGGACUGACCUAGGUGCAAGUCAGGCAGGGUUUUCUUUUGGGUGGAUUUCUCUUGGCUGUUAUUGACAGCUUUCCUUAAUUUGAUUUUCAUGAGUGAUGUGUUGAUUUGACAUAGUCCUGUGCAUGAGCUGAAUGUAGAUUGAAGACUGCAAGGUAAACAAAUUCCCAGUGCAAAAGGCAGUCUCAGAGACUUACAAAGCCUCAUGAUAAAAGUAAUUUCAAAGUAAAAAUAUGUAUGCUGAAAAAUAUUUAAUUUCACAGAAAAGUAAUUUAAACAGCAUGUAUUUUGCAGUUUGAUGGUGUUCUGUACAACCGCAUUAGUUUCCUUGUUCUCUUGUAGGUGUCUGCUCAUUAAGUAAGAUCUUCUUUACGAAGUGUGGGGGUUGUUUAAAUGCUUUAGGGGAUGAGUCUAUUUAUUACAAGCUGAUAAUCCUUGUAACUUGUUACAUUAAAAUAUAAAUGGAUUAUAUUCUGAUGAGAAGCAUGAAAGUGAUUACUAAACUGUGGAAAUAAAUGUGUUAGAACUCUAAAUAGCGUAAUAAUCCUCUAAGGGGAAAUUGCACCUCAUUCAUUUAUAAUGGUAUUGUGAUUGGCUUUGUUUUAGUCCAACUUUUGAAUCAAUGCUUCCAUGAAAUUUUCAUGACUUGCCUUCCAAAAUGACAUCAAAGACAAAGGAGAAAAACAGUCUUGACAAAACCAGGUCACUACAUCAGCAAGAGCAGAGUGGGCUGAGCAGCUCUCCUUCCUAAAUCAAAGCCUUGCUGCAGAGGCACUGCUGAGCUCCCAUUAGUGUGUCACAAGUGCCAUUCUCAGCAGUGAGGGACCAGAAAGUGUCACAACUGUAGAAAAAAGGCUGAAGGCUUUGGCCAAAGCCUGGUACCUAUCUCCUCAGAGUUGUACUAUGCUGAAAUGAGGAUGUGGAAGUCCUCAAGGUAUCCCUUUUGGGGGAUGUCCUGGUCCCAGCUAUACUUUGUAGCCAAGAAUGCACAAGGAAUGAAGAGGAGUAGUAAGUCCUUUGUGCCUAAAUCAAGCAGAAAAUCCCAGAAAGGGAUCUGAGGUGUUCCGCCAGCCCUAUCCUUCCAGAGGUCCUUUCACAGUCUUUGCCAAACUCCCAGGUGUGGGAAAGACUAAGGGUCUUCUGAAGGAUAGACAUCUGGACUCUGAAGGAAAUGUAUGGGUCAGAAGCCUAAUCUCAGUCUGCCUUCAGAGCAAGGAACUGUCAAGAAAUCAUCAUCUCAGUCUCCUACCUCAGUUCCUGUGUAUCCCCAGAAGAGCUGUCCAUCAAGGGACAGAGAGGGGGAUUUGAAUACACACACAGGGCCAUGCAGGCUGCUUUGAAAUUGCCAUUUUGUCAAAAUAAUUUCAUGUACAGUUUGGCUGUCUGAAGGUGUGGGAUGGGACCUAGAGUACACUGAGGAAAAGAACUCUCCUCCUGGAUCUUGUGUGGCUGUAUCCUUCAGGCUUUUUUGUAAAGGGCCAAUAUAGUGUCUAUAGCCAAAACUUAACAAGGUAAUUAUAGUUGGCAGGGCUCGGUAAUUAAUGUCUAGUACAACCUACUGUAACAUACUGCUGUUUUUACAUGUGUUUUGUGCAAAGUGGGAGUGCUGAGACACGCUCGUUUGCUGCUGUCUGAGGAGAGGAUGACAAAUCCUACAGGAGGAAGGAAAUAUGCUUCCCAUCUUUUGGGGUUUUAAUUAAUCUGCAGUGGCAGAAAUGGCAAAGUGCCAGGGCUUCUCCUGCUACUGAGCAAGCACUUUGCAGAGAGGGAACCUGGGCACAGGAGGCUCAUACACGUGUCUGUGUUCAAGAACAGUAUCUGUUCUGGCUAACAAGCUUUGUUCUGUGUUGCUGAUUUACUUAAUAAAGAGAGGUUCACCUGUGUCUGUGACCACGUGGGUGCAAGGAUUUGGUGUUUCUACAUGAGCAGCAGUAACAGCACAGAGUCUCUGGCAGAUUUCACUAAAGCCAUCCAACAGCAUAUGUGGCAAAUGCUAAGGGAAACCACAUGGCACAAGCCUUGCUCUUUGUAAGGAAUACCUCAGAGAAGAUUUAGCAGAAGCAAAGACUUGUUCUGAGGCUUGGAAUGUCAUGCUGUACAAUGUCUCCUAACAGCUACUACUGCCUGCUGAAACCUGGAGUCUGCUCCUGCACUUGAGAUCCCGAGUUUCCCUGGCUGCACCUGGUUGGCAGAGACAUCCCAGUUUUCAGGUGAUGUAGCUCACAGAGGGCUUCAGAUCAGCUGCCUCUCCCCACAUCCUUCUGAUGCCCUGCAAGUGCUGCAGGGGCACGGAGGGGAGGCACCUGAGCAUAUGUGCUGAGUCUGUGUCCCACGGAGGCUGUGAUGGAACAAAGCAAAUGCCGAGCACAAGCUGGCAUCUGCCCUGACCAAACAGGUCAAUCCAGAGGAGGAAACUACGGAAGAAAAAGUGAAACUUACUUUUUUUUAAUAUUAGGAAGACCUGCCUAUCUUUAUCGCCAUGCAAAAUAGAUAACUUCUAUCACCUGGAACUUCUCUGUGUUAUAUUUUGAGCAGAGUAAACUAAUAAUGACUGAGCAUCAUUGGGAUUUACAACUGAAUUCUUGCUAGGUGUAAAUAGGAAGUGCUGGUGUAGCAUGUAGGAGGUCUUUAAUCAUCUAGAUUUAUUAUAUUUUGUAGGACUAUAAUUUUUUGAGCUCUUUUUUUCAUCUUGAGCACUGACAGAGGCAAGCAGGUAACUGAAGCAGAGCAUUUUAAUGUGUUUUUUUCCUGAAUUCAUCUGAAGCCAAGCCCCCUCUGACCACAGCCCCACCCUCUCAUCUGCAUUUCGUAAGGGUAUUACUGCUGUAAUUAAUAGGACUUGUAUAACCGUACCUAAUUAAACUCUGAUCAUAUAGUGUAAAUUUAACUUGAUUAUCAUUAGCCUCAGUGAACUCUGCAGGAGAUUAAUCCUGGUGAUUCACUCAGCACAGAGAGCAACAGCAGCAGCUCUGCGGAGGACCAAAAUAUUAGUAAGCAGCAAUGCUCUGUGCCCCCAAAACCCUGCAAGGUAGGUCUGGGUACCAACAGUAGCCCUGGUGUCAGGGAGGGGUCUGCGCUGGGAUGGGGGUCUCCCCAUUUUCAAAUUGCUUAAAAGCCCCUGGAAUGCCAGCAGGGUUCUACAGUACCAUUCUUAAAAUCACUGAAUAAGGAGUCUGUGAGAGGAUUAUGGCUUAUAUAAGAGUUUCAUGUCUGUCCUAAAGCUACAGCCCCUAUGCAUUUGUGCACUGCAUGGGGUGUCUGCCAGUGAUUCAUGGAUACCAGAAUGUCCUGAAUUAUUAUGAACCACAUUUUGUUUAGGAUUAUUACAGAUACAGUAUUCGGUCCCAGUCUUACAAAAUGAGGUUUAGUCUGUGGGAAGAGAGCAGAGGCAAUAAUGUUAUAUUUUUUUAUAUUAAUUACUGCAUGUUAAAAUGCUUUAUACUUUGCUUCUGCACAUUGUGCUGGAGAAUUCUUUGCUAAAAGAAACAAAUACGCUUUUGGUAAAAUAAUGGGUUUUUUUCUGUAUGUGGUCCUAAAGUACAGAGCAUGGGGUUUGUCCUGUCUUUGGCUGAACACAUCUGUUUGUUUGCUGCUAAUAAUAGUUUAAUCAAUGGGGCUGAUUCCUGCAUAUUCUCCAUCUGACAGUAGCCCAGAAGACCCAGAUGACAGCAAAAAUGUCUUUUGUACAUGUCACUUUUUCAUUCUUUUUGGUUGUUGUUGCUGCUUAAUUAAAAGCAAAGAGAAAGUUUUACUCCUGUUUGCAUGAAUGGUCACAUCAAACGGUACAGGAAAAUCUAGGCCAAGCUGCUUUCAGUGGGCUAAGGAACAUUAUACCAUUGCACCGUUUCCUUUCAUAGUAGCAAUGCCUCUUUAAUAAACGUCAGGCACCUUUUAAACUUUCUUUGAAACCAUUAGUUUUGCUUUCUGUAAGUACCCCAUAGCCCACCUUGCCCCCCCAGCUCUCUGGGGCGUGGCUGUAAUUAGGAGAUGUGUCCGUGCGGAAUGGGAAGGAGAGGGAUGCGCACGGGGUGCAUCCUCACUGCCUGCAGAAAUGGUGCUGGUUAUAUAACGCCCUUGCUGGGUAACGAGGUGAAACUCUCAACUCUUCUGCAGGAGCUUUCAGAGGGUUUGGGACUGCUGGCUGGCUGAAAGGAUUAAUUUUUCUCCGUCUCUAUUUACAUGGUGAUAAGAAGUGAUAAUCCCACUGUGUCAGUCUGGACUGAUGCAUCUGAGAAGUAGAACAGAGCCCUGUGUUGUGUAAACGAACUGAUGGAUGAAGAUGAGAAGGACAGGGCAAAGAGGGCAUCACGCAACAAAUCUGAGAAAAAGAGGAGAGACCAGUUCAAUGUCCUCAUUAAAGAGCUUUGCACGAUGCUGCAGGGCCACGGCCACCCUCUCAAGAUGGACAAGUCCACAAUACUGCAAAGGACCAUUGACUUCCUACAGAAGCAGAAAGAAAUCACAGCACAGACAGAGGCCUGUCAGAUUAGACAAGACUGGAAGCCUUCAUUUCUUAGCAACGAGGAGUUCACCCAGUUGAUGUUAGAGGCACUAGAUGGCUUUCUCAUUGCUCUUACCACUGAUGGGAUUAUUAUUUAUGUAUCUGAUAGUGUUUCGUCUCUGCUAGGACACUUACCGUCAGAUUUGGUGGACCAAAAUAUAUUAAACUUUCUCCCUGACGGGGAGCAGAGCGAGGUGUACAAGCUCCUUUCUCCACAUGUGCUCAUGACAGAUCCUGUUGCAGCUGAUUUUCUAAAUGCAGAAAAACAAAUAGAGUUCUGUUGCCAUUUAGCAAGAGGCAGCUUAGAUCCAAAUGAACCCCUGAUGUAUGAAUAUGUGAAAUUUGUAGUGGAUUUUAAAUAUUUUACUCAUGUGCCUACACCCUCCUGUAAUGGCUUUGAGUCAGCUAUUGCACGAGCUUUCAGGUCAGCCACGGAGGAGCAGAUUUGCCUGGUAGCAACUGUUCGUCUUGUCACACCGCAGUUCUUAAAGGAACUCUGCAAUGUUGAAGAGCCAUGUGAAGAAUUUACAUCGAGGCAUAGUUUAGAAUGGAAGUUUUUAUUUUUGGACCACAGGGCUCCACCUAUUAUAGGAUAUUUACCCUUUGAGGUUCUGGGAACGUCAGGGUAUGAUUACUACCAUGCAGAUGACCUGGAGCUUCUUGCUAGGUGCCAUGAACACUUGAUGCAGUUUGGAAAAGGAAAGUCCUGUUACUAUCGAUUCCUGACCAAAGGGCAGCAGUGGAUAUGGCUGCAGACACACUACUACAUCACCUACCACCAGUGGAACUCCAAACCCGAGUUCAUAGUUUGCACUCAUCUGGUAGUUAGUUAUGCAGAAGUUCGGGCUGAGAGAAGGCGAGAUCUUGGUCUCGAAGAGUCAUCAAUUGAACUGGCAUCGUCUUCUCUAAAGAGCCACAGCAGCUACCUGGAUGUGAGGCAGUGCAGCAGCAGCCAGGAUGCCAGCCGGGAGGGAGUGUCACUGUCGUCGCACAGCUCCCGGCGCUCCUCACACACCACCCUGUCUGACUCCACCUCCACGUCAUCCAUGCGGCACACGGACACCAGCACUCCCACCCGGCCGUCAGUGCCGGGGGCUCCGGUGGAGAAGGCAGCCCUGCGGCUGGCAGCAGUCGGGAGUGCUCAGGCAGUGUAUCAUUUCCCCACUCAGCUGGGGAUGAUGCACCAGCUGAAAGAGCAGCUGGAGGAGAGGACUCGCAUACUGCAAGCUGACAUCAAAACACAGCAAGAGGAGCUCCAUGUCAUCAAGGAGCAACUCCAGCUCGUGCAAGACUCCAACCUGCAGAUGCUGAUGCAGCAGCCAAUUCCUGUCGUCUUCAAUGCCGUGCAGCAACCGAGCCCCCAGAGGCCGCCGCCACAGGGGGCACCCAGGCAGACCACAGCCAAGAAGUCUCAGCAGACAGCCCUCAUGGGGAUGAAGCCCUACUGCAGCACCCACCUGCUGUCACCGCACCCAUUCCUCAGGGACACCUGUGGCACAGCCCCCCAGGUACAGCAGCAGAAGCAGCAGCACCCAAUUAGAGGAAGCCAAGGCCAGCAAACGUGUGUGCCAGGGCAGACAAGCAUUUCAGUGCCCUUCUACAACAACCCCAUGGUGUUCUCCCAAGCACACCCCAUCACCGUGGCUGCACAGGUGCCGACUGACAGCAGCGAGAGGCAACCACCAGCUGACUACAGCCAGGACAAGAGCCUCAGGAUGCUGUUGGAUCAGUCCAUCCAAGCCAUGAUGCCCACAGCCAAUAGCGGUUGCCAGCCCGUGCUGAGCAGUGCCAGCAGGCAGCAAGGAAAGUUUGUUGCAGAGCAGCAGACCCUGCCUCCCCCACAGGUGCAGCCAGUCACCUGCAGCACCGUCCGACCUCCAGCCCCGCCGCCCAUCUUCUCCCCAUCUCUAAUGAUCCCACACACCAGCUUCACAUCUCACCAGGCCAACACAUCAGUUCAUCUGCACCAGUGGCCACAGCAGCAGGUUCAGCAGCACCGCCUCUACCUUCAGAUGCAAGGUCCCGAGCUGGUGCCUGGGGCUCCAACGCAGCGCAUUUUCCAGCCGCCCCACACCCUGCAGCAGAACCCCCUGAGCUACUUCCUCCACCCGCAGCAGCAGAGCCACCACACACAGGGCCAGCCCUGCAACCUGCCUGACCUGCCUGAGAUGCAGCUGCCCUGAAAGUUGGUUCUGGGAGACAAGGACCACACAGCUGCAGCCACGGCGCCCAGGCGCACGCAGGAGAGCACGACGCCAUCAGAGCACGGCACGAGGUCGGGCUCCAUGGGGAGGUGGUGGCUGGAGGGAUGAUCUCUUGACAGGGGUGCAUGGCUGCAAGGGUGUUGUUUGUUGGGAUUUCCAUGCAGCCAGUCCGUGAUGCUGUUCCGGCAGCAGGGUGUGCCCUGGCCCAGCACCGUGGUGCCAUUCCAAGUGUGGAUUUCUUGCUGCAGGGAGGCCAGGUAUCAGGUCAUCAUGACACUUGGUUUGCAAUGGAAAAAAACCCUUUUCCAUUCAGGACUUCAAUGGUGAAAGUCACUGUGAAUUUAAACCUAGCAUUUGGAGCACAUAGACUAUACCAGUCUGCAGAAUACCAUUGGAUUACUGCGUACACAACUCGUUUUGCUGUAGUAGGUCCAUUGUCAGUUCUUUUCCCUUUUUCUAUACCUCAGUCCCGCAGGUUUUUUUUCCAGGAGCUUGGAUAAUGCUGCUAAUUUACAUAAUACCACUUUUGCCUGAAUUUCUUACUGUUGUUAUACCAGCUCACACCACAGCUAGUACAAUAUUUGUCAUCUUUUAUUUUUGGUUAACAAGUGAAGAUAAAUUUGUAUGGUUUUUACUCCCUGUAGCCAAAUAUUUUUCAGGUUACAGACAAAGAAUCUGUACUCCUUUUUUUUUUUUUUUUGUUUCAAGUGAUGUAGAUGUAUAUGUUUCUAUUCAUAAAAACAAACAAACGUGCAUAGAACAGCAUAUGACAGCAAACUUUGUGGUUUUGCUAGGUCAUGUUUCAAUUUGGCGAACCCAAAAUGUAUAAUCACAACACACAAUGUUACAAGCCCAUAGGGUCAGCAAUAAAUUGUAUUUUUGUAAAUUGUCACUUUUUAACUGUAAGUUUAUGAAUUGAAAAACCAGUUUAUUCCUCAGUGGGUGUAUAGUUAAGUGUCCCUACUGUUUUUGUCUUUCCAAAGGAAAAAUUAAAAAGUACAUUUUUGAAGUGUUAGUAGCUGAGUACUAACUUUGGGCAUUGUUAGAACUCAAAUGUAGUUGGGUUUGGCCGUUAGUAUAAACUUUGCAAGGCAGUGGUUAGCUAGGACCAGGUCCAUCUAGCAGUAAAGCUCCACCUUGCAGACAGAGCAAGGUUUAGAGAGGAGUUAGUUCCUAAUGUUUGGUUUGUUUAGUUCCCAAUAUCUGUUGAAACCAAGCAAAGAUGCUUGGUUUCUUGGUUUUGCCUUUUUUUUUUUUUUUUUUGUAUGGUGUUUUGGGGUUUUUUUGUUCCCUUUUCCUUCUUCAAGCCUCUUUCUGAGCCCCUUGCAGCACUGCAGCAGCUGGUGUUCCUGAUGUUGCUGGUGGAGCAGCUUUUGGCGCAAGCAGUUGUGAGCAGCCCUGUGUUUCAAGAAAAGGGCACAGCAGGGCUCCUCCAGCCCUGAUACACCAGGGGCUGUUUCCCAACAGUUCUUCCUUGGGAAGGGGAUGGGAUUUUGCUGUGCCACAUUGCCUGGGGGGAGUGGCAAUGGCAGGAUAGGCUGCUGGAGCUGGGGUCAGCCAGGAGCUUUCAGGGACUGAUGCAAGGCCCUAGGGUGCUUUGGUAUUUUGGCCAGGGCAGAGGUGGAUAUGUGAAUAAAAGCUGUGCCAACCCCUGGCUAUUCAUGGUUCCCCUUCCUUGAGCAAAAGCAGCUGCACAGGUUAAUUUUGACUGGGACAUUGAAUGCAGAGCUGCCAGGGGUACCGGACAUGAUGGAUCAUUGGUUGCACAGCUGGCCACAUGGCAGCAUUUUGGGGAAUGUAGUCAGCCACAGAAUGGAGGCAAUGAGAUACCUGACAGCCUGGUGUCCAAUACUGGGGCUCAUGCCUUCUCAGUACAGUCCCUGGCUGGGCCCCAGCUCACACAGCACAUGCAGCCCCUGCGUGCUGGGCACCCAAGCCCAGUCUAAGCUAGCCCUUCCAUUUCAAACCAUGACAAGAAAUGGUGGCUACAGCAGAGCCAUGGGCCAGGGACACCUCACUGCUGGUAGUGGGAUUUGGAACACCUGCCUCUGUGGGGCAGUCUGGACCUGAGAUAACACCUGGGGCUUUCCUGCUCUGCAGGUUUGUUCUGCAGUAAGGGCCAGCACAGAGUCAUCAGGGAAGGAAACUUUUGUUUUUAAAGCAUUGUUAGUUUUAGGGUCUCCCUCUCCCCAUUCUAAGGCAGGAGGGUUGCUCAUGAGGAUGCAGUAGGAGGGGGUUUGAUUUCUGGGAGUUGUUUGUGGGAUUUUUUUUUUCCACCAUAGCCUUGGCACGUAACACCAGAGGGGAUGCAAACACAUAUAUCUGUGUUAGGGCUCCAGCAUUGCAGUUUGUGGCUCAAGGUGGCUGUGCUUUCCCUGGUUUUCCCAUUACACUUGCAUCACCCCAACACAUCCCCCCAUGGCUGGUCUGCAGUGUCCCAUCACCACACAGCCCAGCCAAGGCAGGUGGCAAGCAAAUGGAUCUCAGAGGUGGUGGUGGUUGGGGUCAGGGGCUUUGAGGGGUGUAUUUUUUUAAUGGCGUUUGGUAGAGAGGUAUCUGAGCCAGAGCAGUUUUCUAGAAUUGCUGUGGCUUUGACAGCGAGUACAAAAAAAAUAGGGUUGGGAAGGUGUUCUGGGCUGGGUGAGGGGCGGUGGGUGCACCAGACAGGGCCAUGCCCUGGGCUGUUGGCAGCCCUGGGCUGCAGGGACAGAGGGCUGGGGGCACAGCCCCUGCUCACAGCUCCCUGCAGGAAGCACACGAGGUUGGUGAGGAUGUUUACAUGUAACAUCAGCCUUGCUAAAAUCAGAGACAAACGCACUUUAUCAAUGUGCCCCCCCCUUAUUCUCAGAGCCCCCCCCAGCUGCUGGCCUUGGUGCUGGUGGGUGGGGGCUGCACAGUCCCAGGCACUGCCUCACAGGUAGGGCCUUGUUUUCUCAACAUGCUCCAAAGGACAAAAUCCCACCGACCCUUUCUGGGGCUUGCUUGGUCUUUGCUCAGUCUGCCUCCAGCCAAGGGCAAGGCUGAGUCAGGGCCAGGGGGUUUUGCCUUAUAUUGUCACUCUCAAAAAAAUAGAUGGAUGAAAAUAGCUUUAUUCAGGUUGAUUUGUAUUUGUUUACCUCGGUGAUAGCUAUGACCUGUGUUUUUAUGACUCAUUUGGAAUUGAGGGUUGCUGGUGGGUUUGGCUCACACCCCCUCCAGGCACUACAGGAAAAUGUAUGUGUGACAUAUUGGUGACAAGCAGAGAGCCAGGAUGUAACUGAUGGCAGCAGGGUUGGCCUCCAGUGUCAGUGUUGACCUAUCAGUUAUAAAUGUUCUGAGGUUUUCUACUACACAAGUACCUAUAUACUAUAACUAUAUAUAAAUAUACAUAUUUUAAUAUACAUUUAUAUGUAUGCAGAUGUAUAUGUGUAUCUAUAUAUAAAUAGAUAUAGGGCAUACAAUUCCAGACCUCUGAAAACACAGGCAGCUUUAAAUAAUAAAGUCUUGCACUUUCAGCAUAUUUGUACAUAUAAGCUAAAGCCUGGUGGGUAUAAUCAGGCUGAUUUGACAAACACAAUGAGAAGUUACUGUACAUAUUGUAUAUAGUCCAUGCAAGAAAAAAAAAAAAAAAAGAAGAAAAAGUCUAGAAUUGAGUAUAAAUCUUGGUUUAUUUUAUAUGAUGUUGAAUAUAAAUACGUUUAUAAAUGUUACUAUUCUUAAAAGUAUUUUGUAAUGGGAAAAAGUAAGUGUCUUAUGAAGAUGAACAGUAAAGAUUUUAUUCUUGUUUUGCAUUUAUUUAAUAAGAGCUCCAUUGAAUAGGAGCCCAAGCAUUUUGACAAGCUUUAAACAGAUUGUACAUAGUAUUUAAAAUAAAAGAAGAAAUAAAAUAAUACUUGUAGGACCUCUUACACACUAUGUACUCUUGUUAUUCCCUGGGUGGUGUGGGUCUGUUAGGAAUGAGGAUCUGAUCCCUACUCUUCAGGAGAGACAAGAGCAGCAGCCAUUGUGUCCAUGUGCAUGGACAGCUGAAGGGAUGGGGCUCAGGACAAGGAAUGAGAUUCCCAUGACCAGUUCCAGAGGCAACAGAAGCAACACAUAAAUUAGAAAGAACAAGGCAUCAGGGUCUGCACACUGUGUUUGAAUUUGGAUGCAAAAAGCAAGUGCCAGUACUCACCAGCUCAGCACUGAAGCCAGCUCAGCCUUCAAAAUCCAGGUCUCCAUUUUCCCUCCACUUUUGGCAGGCUGCUGUCCCAACAGGGCCUUUGGCUUGUUUUGCAAAGCACUGACUAAAUGUGGCUUUAACAUGACCAACACUCUUGAAGGAACGUCUCAGCUGGUCAUCAUAGGAAAUAAUAGUGCCUCAAACACAGGGUUUUUUUUCUUAUGGGAAACAGUAUCUUAUCUAACACCCCAUUUGUCUUACAGUAACUCUGCGUACAACACAUUCUAUAAAAGCCAAUCUGUCAACACAAAAUGUGCUGCCAUCUUGGUAAAGUGACAAA
Messenger RNA from Catharus ustulatus (Swainson's thrush), 12165 nucleotides. RefSeq names its product PAS domain containing repressor 1 (gene PASD1). The coding region runs from base 5249 to 7663 and encodes 804 amino acids. Gene Ontology annotation, biological process: regulation of transcription by RNA polymerase II; circadian regulation of gene expression. Gene Ontology annotation, cellular component: nucleus; cytoplasm; CLOCK-BMAL transcription complex. The record is from RefSeq and is a predicted model, not a curated record. The transcript is spliced from 21 exons. NCBI's taxonomy places the organism in Eukaryota, Metazoa, Chordata, Aves, Passeriformes, Turdidae. Gene Ontology annotation, molecular function: RNA polymerase II cis-regulatory region sequence-specific DNA binding; DNA-binding transcription factor activity, RNA polymerase II-specific; protein dimerization activity.